AUGUUCUUUCUUAGCCCUCCCACCGGCUGUCAGUACAUCACCAAGACCACCUACAACAUGGAGGUUCCCAGGCAGCCCGCGAACUGGGUCAAGACCGACGAGACACAGCGUUGGCCAUCUCUUUGGAUCGGUUUCCAGUACAACCCGUAUAACGGCGAUGUGUUCAACAUGAACUUUGUACCACCCCUUCUCAACUGGGGCCCCGACAACUCCAUCUCUAAGGGAACGAGACCGGCCGUCUUUUACUCUGGCAACAAGUGCUACGGCGAUGGCUACGGUACCAUUCCGGCUUACAACUACACCAACAUCAGCCUUGCUUUCAAAGAGCCUGUCAAGAGCUUUGCCGACGUCAUCUUAUACACCAACGCUACCCACACCGAAAGGCGGACGAAGGACAACGGCAUCAAAUGGACCGUCAACCCUAUCACCAUCGCGGAGGACAACUUGACCGAAUAA
This is a messenger RNA of Colletotrichum orchidophilum, 456 nucleotides long. RefSeq lists its product as uncharacterized. The record is from RefSeq and is a predicted model, not a curated record. The transcript has 2 exons. Lineage: Eukaryota; Fungi; Ascomycota; Sordariomycetes; Glomerellales; Glomerellaceae. Bases 1 to 456 code for a protein of 151 amino acids.